UGAUAGCCGAGUCGCAAAACUUUGGAAUGAAAAAAUAUCUCGCGAGGGACUUCGCAAAUCUCUUUGGAACCCCGCCAUAUACUCGGGAUUUAUCCUCAUUAAAAAUAACAUCUAAUAAGCGUCCGUUAAAUAAUAAGGAAAUUCAACAGUACACUAAUGAUAUAUCCGUAAUGUGUGCGUUUAAUAUGACUCCUUCGGAGUUAAGUGUAGAAGUUGGUGGGGAACUUGCAAACGAACUAUUCUCUAUACGUGAUACCAAUCCUGAAGUGUGGACAUCAGAUUUAGAAAAGUAUAUUGAUAACGUCCUUAAUAAUAAUGGAAAUCAAUAUGAAAUUGCGGUUCAAAAAUUCCAGAUGAAUCCUUUCAUCUAUACUGUAAGAAGGUACUUCUUGACUUUUAUUUUUAGUGAUCGAGGUCCUUUGUGUUAUGCGCGUUCUGCGGAAAUAACGAAAUCUGGGACAAACUCGGGUAUCGUUAAAGUAGAUUCCAAAGUGAUGCGACAAAAAUUCUUUAAAUGGAUGUAUUCGAUCUGGUUAAUGUGUUGCGAGAGCAUCUUAAUUGUGAUAUUAAGCUUGCAACUAAAACUAAAAUAUUUUGCAUCCAGAAUGGCUCUUUAUUCUCUAAACAUGUUACCCGGUACCUUUCAACAGAACUUAUUGUUGCCUCUAUUCCUUUUGGUUUUUCCGGUCGGCGUCAAUAUAAGAGUAUUCUCUGAAUGA
Molecule: messenger RNA, 719 nt
Organism: Acaulospora morrowiae
Lineage: Eukaryota; Fungi; Glomeromycota; Glomeromycetes; Diversisporales; Acaulosporaceae
Source: the annotation of a GenBank genome assembly